GGGCGACGGACAUUGGGCGCCAUUUUGAAAAGGGGGGAAAAAAUCCCUCCCCGGCGGCGGCGGCGGCGGCGGCGGCGGUGGCGGCCCGGCUGAGGUGCUGGGGCGGCAGCUGCGUGGCGGCCGCCUCCUUCGUCCGCCGCCGCCUCGGCGCUCGCCCGCCCGCGCGCGCCCGCCGGCCGGACGGCCAUGGCAGGAGCCGGAGGCGGCGGCUGCCCCGCGAGCGGCAACGACUUGCAGUGGUGUUUCUCGCAGGUCAAGGGGGCCAUCGACGAGGACGUGGCGGAAGCUGACAUUAUCUCAACUGUUGAAUUUAAUUACUCUGGAGAUCUUCUUGCAACAGGAGACAAGGGAGGCAGAGUUGUUAUUUUUCAGCGGGAACAAGAGAAUAAAAGCCACCCUCAUUCUAGGGGAGAAUAUAAUGUUUACAGUACCUUUCAAAGUCAUGAACCAGAAUUUGACUAUUUGAAAAGUCUAGAAAUUGAGGAAAAAAUUAAUAAAAUUAGGUGGUUACCACAACAGAAUGCUGCUCAUUUUCUACUCUCUACAAACGAUAAAACUAUUAAAUUAUGGAAAAUAAGUGAACGGGAUAAAAGAGCAGAAGGUUAUAACUUGAAAGAUGAAGAUGGACGACUUCGAGACCCAUUUAGAAUUACAGCACUGCGGGUCCCAAUAUUGAAACCCAUGGACCUCAUGGUAGAAGCAAGUCCACGACGAAUUUUUGCAAAUGCUCACACAUACCAUAUAAAUUCCAUUUCCGUAAACAGUGAUCAUGAAACGUAUCUUUCUGCAGAUGACCUGAGAAUUAAUCUGUGGCAUUUAGAGAUCACAGAUAGAAGCUUUAACAUCGUGGACAUUAAGCCCGCGAACAUGGAGGAGCUGACGGAGGUGAUCACCGCAGCAGAGUUCCAUCCACACCAGUGCAACGUGUUUGUGUACAGCAGCAGCAAGGGGACCAUCCGGCUGUGUGACAUGCGCUCCUCGGCCCUAUGCGACCGACACUCUAAGUUUUUUGAAGAACCUGAAGAUCCCAGCAGUAGGUCUUUCUUCUCAGAAAUAAUUUCCUCCAUCUCUGAUGUGAAAUUCAGCCAUAGUGGUCGGUACAUGAUGACCCGAGACUACCUGUCGGUGAAGGUCUGGGAUCUGAACAUGGAAAGCCGGCCCGUCGAGACCCACCAGGUCCACGAGUACCUUCGAAGCAAGCUGUGUUCUCUCUACGAAAAUGACUGCAUCUUCGACAAAUUUGAGUGCUGCUGGAACGGUCCAGACAGAUACAACCCUAGAAGUGGGCCAAGCGGAGAGCACUCAAGAACCACAUCUUGACAAGCCCCCCGAGAACAUGCAGGAGUGCCCACACCCAUGGCAGAGAGCCCCUGCAGGUACACCCAGGGCUCACACGAGCUCACCCGCGAAAACUACCAUGCCACCGGGAGUCAGCAGAGACAACAGAACUUCGCCUCUGAGAAUUCAGAUAUUGAAAUCAGACAUUACAGAAUAUAAAAUAAGAAUGCCAGAAACACAGGUUAAAGGAACAAAACCUGAACAGGCACAAGACAAAAGUGGCCUAGGAGAUAUGGACAAGAAUCAAUCAGAGCUUCUAGAAAUAAUGAGUGCAGUGGUUGGAAGUUGCUGCAUGGAGUAAAACCACGUGUGCCCCACAGAUGGUCUCAGGAAGGCGCUGAGCACAGACAGCAAGCUGCAAGGAUACACAUGGUUUGAUGACGUGUGAUAUUUAGGAUUGCAGGACAGUGUUUGUCUAAGAACAUGUAACUCUUCAGAAUAUAGACAUGUACAGUGUGGUGCACCCUGACCUCGAGUGCUUGUGCCGCAGGGGACACAGCAGGAUUUAACUGUCAGCGGUGGCUUGUGGGUACACACAUAUUCUUGUAUAUUUAUGCUUUUUGGUAUAUCUGAAUGCAUGCAAAAUUCAUUUAAAUUGCGUCCCCAGGAACUUCCAAAAGCUUUCCAGUAAUGUUUACUUGUUCUUUUAUUCUUGUGAACACUCCCCUGCCUUUUUGCUUGGAAGCUUCUGUUGAGGGUAAGGUGAAGGGGAGGAGGGCCCAGGCCUUGCAGCUGAGCAGCCCUGCCGCAUGCUCUAGGUUGUCUAAAGAACGGACAGCCGCCGCUGGGAGUCCACUUAUGCCACAUCUGGCAGUGUUCCCACAGUUGCAAUAAGUACAGCUAGCUGGGAGUAAUUUUUCUCCUGAGUUUAUCUUUUAUUCUGGUGUGAAGUUCUACACAAGGUUAAUCAGACAGUCCAGUAUUUGC
Molecule: messenger RNA, 2265 nt
Organism: Myotis daubentonii (Daubenton's bat)
Lineage: Eukaryota; Metazoa; Chordata; Mammalia; Chiroptera; Vespertilionidae
Gene: PPP2R2D
Product: protein phosphatase 2 regulatory subunit Bdelta
Exons: 10
Coding region: 187-1320 (377 amino acids)
Cellular component (GO): protein phosphatase type 2A complex
Molecular function (GO): protein phosphatase regulator activity; protein binding
Source: RefSeq, a predicted model, not a curated record